This is a messenger RNA of Vespa mandarinia (Asian giant hornet), 906 nucleotides long. Its product is annotated as pseudouridine-5'-phosphatase. Lineage: Eukaryota; Metazoa; Arthropoda; Insecta; Hymenoptera; Vespidae. Gene Ontology annotation, molecular function: phosphatase activity. The record is from RefSeq and is a predicted model, not a curated record.
CUUUAAAACCUCAAGAAGACAUCUGGUGAAAGUUUCAUCAUACUCUUUCAAUUGAUUAUCUUGGUAAACUGGUUCGAAUCUUUAAAUAUUGUUUCGUUAUCAACGGUUUACAUAGUAGAGAUAAAAUCCUAACCUAUAAAAAUUUACUUUGAAAAUGGCUGCCAACAAUUUGAAAAAAGUAACGCAUUGUAUUUUUGAUAUGGACGGGUUAUUGUUAGAUACAGAGGUUUUGUACUCCAAAGUUUUCAAUCAAAUUUCUCAAAAAUAUGGUAAAGAAUAUACUUGGGAACAUAAAAUAAAGAUUAUGGGAUUUAAGUCUAACGAAUCUGCAAAUGCCAUUGUCGAUAUGUUAGAAUUACCAAUUAGUGGAUCAGAAUUUGAAAAUCAGCUUGCAGCUAUAUAUGCUGACGUUUUUUCAAAGUGUAAUUUAAUGCCAGGUGCAGAGCGUCUUUUAAAGCAUCUGAAAAAUAAUAAUAUUCCAAUCGCACUUGCAACAAGUUCUGCUAAAACAACUAGUGACAUAAAAACGCAAAGAUGGGAGCACAUUUUUGAUAUGUUUCAUCAUAAAGUUUAUGGUGGUACAGAUCCAGAGGUGAAAAAAGGAAAACCACAUCCUGAUAUAUUUUUAAUAGCUGCUCAACGGUUUCCUGAUAAGCCUGAACCUUCAAAGUGCCUAGUAUUUGAAGAUUCUCCAAAUGGAGUAGAAGCUGGUAUUGCUGCAGGAAUGCAAGUUGUAAUGGUGCCGGAUCCUUUGUUGGAUAAAAAAUAUCUUGAAAAUGCAACAAUCGUAUUGAAAAGCCUUGAUGAUUUUCGUCCAGAACUAUUUGGUUUACCACCGUAUUAAUUAAACAAAAACAAUUUCAGUAGCCAUAAAUUUUUCUAAACAUAAUUCUAAAUCGAUUUAAA